Molecule: messenger RNA, 4381 nt
Organism: Acipenser ruthenus (sterlet)
Lineage: Eukaryota; Metazoa; Chordata; Actinopteri; Acipenseriformes; Acipenseridae
Product: inhibin beta B chain-like
Exons: 2
Coding region: 1428-2591 (387 amino acids)
Biological process (GO): SMAD protein signal transduction; BMP signaling pathway
Cellular component (GO): extracellular region
Molecular function (GO): cytokine activity; growth factor activity
Source: RefSeq, a predicted model, not a curated record
UGUGUGGGGGGUAAACAUACAGCAUUUGGUAAAUAGACAUUUUGCACAGAAAGCAUUUUCAAGAAUGAGCGCGCAUAAAGUAUGUAAUAAGACGCAUCCUUUAUCUAUCUCCUAGUCGGUGUACAUUUUGGAUUGCACCGUUUUCCUUUAAUCCCAGCUUGUUUAUCUGCUCGGUUUGCCUUGGCCAGUUCACUUCAUAUUUCCACUCCGACUGCUUGCUCUAUCAGGAAGUAUCGCUGCCGUAGCCUGCAGGCAUAGUGCCUGCAAACCCGAGAGUCAGUCCAGUUGGUGGAACUCCCCACGUGGUUCUCCUCCGGUAUAAAAAGUUUCAGUGUAUAGUGUCACAAUGUCGUGAUUGCAGGGCAAAGAAAAAAGCCGAUCUGAAGAUUGUCCUUUUUUUUCUUGCUAACGCUCUCAGAUACACAUCAGCGCCUGUUUGCAGAUCGGAAUUUAAAAAUCACUUAUUUGAAACAAAGGCGACAAAGAUCAAAGCCAGAAGAAAUAAGCGGAUGGAGAAUGACAAAGUGAAAUUUUGCCGAGACCGAAAAGGGAGCUAUAUAAAUGAAGCGAUCUUUCCUUUCUCUUACAAAGUGGGAAUUGCUCAAUGUGAAACGGUCGCAGCGGGGUUUCUUUUGCUUUCUAUCCUUCGUUAUUUGGUUUUGCUCCUCUGGGUCAGUGAGUGCUUUUGUCACAUUGCUUGAUUAUCUUUUUAUUUUAUUUUAUUGUUUUUUAAUAUUGUGUGACUCGAGUAUCAUUCAUUGCUAUAAAGAGGCGCUGAGUGCAAGGACUCCGGUGAAAUGAUUAUUAUUUUCUGGUUGGGCACUUCGAGGCUGUAAGUAUAUAAGCCAACUCGUCACCAGACACAAACUGGAAUACAGGUCAAAAGCAAUGUACGGGUUUCUUUCGAGUGGCACUUAAAAAAUGACCGAAGACUAUAUUAACCUGAACAAUACCAAGCGAAUGCAGUGGGUCAUCAUCUAUACUCCAGCCUCUUAUCUGUAAUAGACGCACGUAUGGAAGGAAGGAACACCUCACACAGCACUGAGCGGACUGUUUGGAUUUGAUGCUCCAUGUACAUAAGAACAUAAGAAAGUUUACAAACGAGAGGAGGCCAUUCAGCCCAUCUUGCUCGUUUGGUUGUUAGUAGCUUAUUGAUCCCAGAAUCUCAUCAAGCAGCUUCUUGAAGGAUCCCAGGGUGUCAGCUUCAACAUACACUGUACAUACAGCUGAAGCAUUUCCAUUGCAUUUUGAGUGUUUAUUGGGUUAGAAGCUAGCCGAUAAAGACACAUUUGUAAGCAUUUGUGUGUUUGUGUGUGUGUGUGUGUGUGUGUAUAUAUAAUUAUUUUUUUUUUAAAAAACCCUUUAUCAUUAAAUUUCUAAGUUAUACAAACACGCACACAUACACGCACACACACACAUUUUAGACAAUGAGCAGCUUCAUCAUGAAAAUAGCUUGUUUUGUGGUUUGCAUUAUUUGUACCAGCGGCACACCCACCCCAGGGACUGAGUCUCAAGCGUCGACCCAGGAUACGUGCACCUCCUGCGGCCUCGGGCAGCCGGAGGAGUCGGUGCGGAUGGACGUAGAGUUUCUGGAAGCGGUAAAGAGGCAUAUUCUGAACAGGUUACAUAUGCGGGACAGACCCAACAUCACCCACCCCAUCCCGAAGGCGGCGAUGGUGACUGCGCUAAGGAAGCUGCACGCUGGAAAAGUUAGGGAGGAUGGCAGAGUAGAAAUCCCAAACCUGGAUGGGCACGCCACCUCGGAUAAUGAGGUCCUGGAACAAACCUCGGAGAUCAUCAGCUUUGCAGAAUCAGAUGAGCUGGCAUCAUCCAAGUCGAGCCUCUACUUUUUGGUCUCGAACGAAGGAAACCAAAAUCUCUUUGUUUCUCAAGCCAACUUGUGGCUGUACUUUAAAGUGCUCCCGUCCAACGCGGAGAAGGGCGCCCGGCACAAGGUGACAGUGAAGAUCUACUUCCAGGAGGCCGGGGGGAGCAGCACGUGGAGCGCGGUGGAGAAGCGGGUGGAGCUCAAGAGAAGCGGCUGGCACACUUUCCCCCUGACACAGGCCAUCCAGGCUCUUCUGGAGAAAGGGGAGAGGAGGCAGAGCCUGGAGGUGCGCUGCGAGGGCUGCCAAGACGAGGCAGUGACACCCGUCCUAGUCAACCCCGAUGAUGAGGCCCACCGGCCCUUUCUAGUGGUGCAGGCUCGAGCGGCCAACAGCAAGCACCGCAUCCGCAAGCGAGGGCUGGAGUGCGACGGCAGGACCAGCCUCUGCUGCAGGCAGCAGUUCUACAUUGACUUCGGGCUGAUUGGAUGGAAUGACUGGAUCAUAGCGCCGAAAGGAUACUAUGGGAACUACUGCGAGGGGAGCUGCCCGGCCUACAUGGCUGGAGUGCCUGGGUCGGUCUCCUCCUUCCACACGGCUGUGGUGAACCAGUACAGAAUGCGAGGGCUGAGCCCGGGCUCCAUGAACUCCUGCUGCAUUCCCACCAAGCUCAGCACCAUGUCAAUGCUGUACUUCGAUGAUGAGUAUAACAUUGUCAAGAGAGAUGUGCCCAACAUGAUCGUGGAAGAAUGUGGCUGCGCUUGAGUUUUCUUUGCAAGCAAGUUCCCUCAAUUUGAUCAUUAUUGCGACAUCAAGCAACAGGAAAUAAUAAUAAUAAAAUAAUAAUAUUUAUGAACAUUUUUAUACCUUUUGAGAACAAUAUAUACACAUACACAUACAUGUGCAUAUAUAUAUAUAUAUAUAUAUAUAUAUAUAUAUAUAUAUAUAUAUAUAUAUAUAUAUAUAUAUAUAAUCUCCUACUUUCCCUAUAGUUUCAGGAUCAAUAGUUGUUGUUUUCAAAGGGAAAAGUAAGAUGGUUUUUGAUUAAUGCGGCAGCCUUUUUUUAAAAAAAUGUUUACAGUUAGCCUUUUCUACAAAAUCAGAGACUGCGUCUGCAUUUUAAUCAUAAGUAAUUAAGAAAAAAAAAAAAAAACAGGCCCAUCCAGGCCUGUGGUGCCCGUGACUGUCACGAAACACAGAACCUGACCACUUUUUGGUGACCUUGAAAUGGAACCUGAAGGGAAUGCGCACCAUCUACUAAAAAGAAGUUUAAAUUCGACAGCACUUCCAACAGAAAACAUCAAGAUGAUGGGACACACAUUCCACAAAAGAUCUUAUGAAACACUGUUUUCAUGUAUCGGUGGACACUUCUCUGGGGCAAGCUCCAAGUGGUCAGGUAUGAUGUCUUUGUCUUCAGACAGUUACAGCCUGCCUUGUACCUGCCUUAAGGGACGACGGAAGGAGAUUUCAAUUCCUAUAGACAUUCCAGCGAAGUAAAGCACUCUUCAGUUACUGGCAGAGCAUGGACUCCUAACUGGUGUUUAAGAAACCCAUAUGGACUGGUAUAAUCAGGGUUUCGGCUGGCCUGUAAGAGACAGGUUUACUCUUUACAGCAAAGAAUGAUGCAAAGAUGCAAAGAAUAACUGGGUUCUCUCGUAUGAAUCAGUGGAUGUCAAGAAUGGCCAUAUUGCUCAGCUGGUAAUGGUGUAGCAUAGCACUUACAAACUCCUGAAUGCACAUUUGAUAACACUUGCAGACCUAAAUGCCUUUCCAAGGGUGCCUGCCGGUGCCCUUCCCCUUACUCACACAACCCAGUUAAAGAAGUGCCGCAUGAGCUAUGCAAUGACCCGUACCAGACAAGCACGGCUCUUUGUAAGACUCUUUAUUUGAUACAAUACUUGAAACGUAAUCGUUCGCUGCUUCUUCUUCAAUGAGCGAAUGAUUGUCACAAUGUUUGCACUGAAAAGUUGAGCGAUUAGUUUAAAAAACUGCCAUUGAAAGAAAAACAAAAUGUUAUUUUUAUAAAAACUGAAAUUUGAAUUCUGUUAAAAAUGUAUUAUACCUAAUAAUGGAACCAAAGAAGCCAAUUCUUUUUAUAGCUGUUAUUAAGAUAGCAAGGCCAUCGCAUACUGUGUAAAAAUACUGUGUGAUCACGUCUGAGGCCUCAACACUGUUUCAGGGUACAAUAUUAUGGAUUCCUUUUUUUUAAAUUCAGCAUGUUCUAUUCUGUACAGAAGACACAUUUUUAUAAUUUCUGAUACAUUUUAAUUCCAGUUUUCAUUUUUUUAUUUAAUAAAAGCUCUUUUUAGAUCCUGUUGCAGGAUCAUUUAGAAUUAAAUAAAAUGGCACUGUGUACAGUUUAUGUAAAAUAAAAACAUGUUUUUAAAAUAUUUGUUCUUUGUAACUGUUAAAAAUAUAAUUCUUACUCUGCAUUAAGAUGCGUUUAUUUCUGUAUUCAUUCAUUGUCAUUCGUUUUGUUAAAAACUGAAUUCUAACGAGCUAAAGUAAUCAGUGCUAUAGAAACAAUAGGCACUUUUGUGCUUUAAUUAGGAAUC